AGUCGUAACCGAUAUAGCUAACAAUGCGGAAAUGAAAUUACCACUUCAACCACUUGUAUAUGCGUUAGCAUUAGGAGCUUGCCUAGGAGGAAAUGGAACUCUCAUUGGUGCCUCCGCUAAUGUUGUCACGGCGGGAUUAGCCGAACAACACGGUUACAGAUUUUCUUUCUACGAUUUUUUCAAAGUUGGCUUCCCGGUGAUGAUUCUAACUACAUCCAUAGCAACAAUCUAUUUAUUAAUAUGCCACGCAUGGCUGGGAUGGAACGAUUAAAAGAAGUACAUAUAUUUUGAGGAGAAUUUAACUACUACUUCGACAAAGGAGUGUAAUUAACUUAUAUAUCUACUCUCAGUAUCGUAAAUGAAGGACCUUGCACAUGCCAUUAGAUGAAUUCAGCAUGGUUUUUAUUCAUAUGAGAGUGAACAAGAGCUUUCUAAAAAAUUGCAUUUUAAUAAAGGACCUUGUAGGUUUUACGUGCUUUUAGAAAUGUGAUAUGGUACUGUUGUUGGUCUACAUCUCAUUUGUCUGAUGCAAUAGAACUAUGUACAGUGCUGGCAUCUAUCGGAUUUGCCGAAUGUAAUGGUUCAUUUACAGAUAAAGUCAGGGUUUCCCUACCCGCUGCAGUCAUAUGGAAGUAUUAAAUUUAAGUUAGAAACUUUAUAUAUUGUCAAAAAAAGUUCAGCUAAUAAUUCAAGCAAUUAAUUUGUGGCUCAAAAUCUUAACUUUUCCCCAAAACAAUAAUUUUGAAACAUGAUUUAAAAUAUUAUGAACUAUUUUAGAUAUCGGCAUAAUGUUUUUAUAUUAAGGUUAUAAUGUUUAAAUAGCAGAACUGUGAAAUGAAAGUAAUAAUAUAUUCUUUGAUAAAAUAAUUUUUUUCAGAAAUAUCUAGUAAAAAAAUUAUUAUUUUGCUGUGAUAUGUUAUGUAUACACGUUCAUUAUUGUUUCUUGUCAUUCGUUUGAUCAUUUCUUACUAGCCAAUUCCAAACUUUUCCAUUGCUUUAUGCUUUUCAUAAUAUUGAUAUAUUUUAAUGCCAUUAUUGCAAUUUUUUAACUGUAAUUAUUUUCAAACUGGAUAUUUUUAUUUCAUACUUCAUUGUAUUAACCAAAUGUAUUCUUAAUAUUUUCGAUCCUUGAUUCUCGAAAUAAUAUGCAGAAUUCACUAGAACAAAAUAUGAGAUUUCACGCGUACAGAAUAUCAAAUUUUGACUGUGUUCAUUUCAGUUUCUAAUUUCGUUCAAUAUCAAUACUCAGUUGCAUAUCUUUAAUUUUUGAAGAGUGUCUUAGUGUUUAUAGUUACUUUGUUAUUGUUCAAAUAAAUACGUAACA
This is a messenger RNA of Stegodyphus dumicola, 1324 nucleotides long. Its product is annotated as P protein-like. Gene Ontology annotation, biological process: transmembrane transport. Gene Ontology annotation, cellular component: membrane. NCBI's taxonomy places the organism in Eukaryota, Metazoa, Arthropoda, Arachnida, Araneae, Eresidae. The record is from RefSeq and is a predicted model, not a curated record.